AUGUUACCGCUGGCACUGCUUGGCCUGAGCUUCAUGGCCUGGGCGGCCGAGCCGGACGAAUGGCACGGGGAACGGGAGGUGAUCCAGUUGGCGGCAGCCAGUCGCCAACUGGACGACACGCCCAUCGCAAGUGCAGUUUGGGAUAGCUCGGGUCGGACUGCGUGGAUUCUUCAGAUGGAUUGCGGAGACGAUCCGGUUGAACCCCAGGUGCUGAAACUGGAUGUUGGCAACCACCAACACACCCUGAGCUAUGUGGCGGUUUGGAGUCCGUCGUUGCCCAUGAUUUGGCACUGUGCCCGUAACCGGUUUCCUGCGAUCUUUGAUGAUGCCACGAAGAAUGUGGUCUUCUUUGGCGGAAUGAAAGAAAGAGAGUUGCGUGACUCACCGAAUACGCGUCGCCGCUACAGCACCUACCGCAGCGUCAACUUUAGCAGCGAGGUGGACGGCUGGGACAACGCCAUGUGCUGA
This is a messenger RNA of Cladocopium goreaui, 468 nucleotides long. Lineage: Eukaryota; Dinophyceae; Suessiales; Symbiodiniaceae. The record is from the annotation of a GenBank genome assembly.